Adineta steineri is the source of this 978-nucleotide messenger RNA. The record is from the annotation of a GenBank genome assembly. NCBI's taxonomy places the organism in Eukaryota, Metazoa, Rotifera, Eurotatoria, Adinetida, Adinetidae.
AUGCUUAUCAUCUAUGGAUUAAUAUUUAAUAUUCAAUGCUUGUCCACUAAUCGUUUCUACCGAUCUUUCUCCGAUCCACUUCAGGAAUGUCCAGAUACAAAGAUGUGCAAAUCUAAGUGGGGCUUUUGCGGAUACACUGAAGAGUAUUGUGGUGCAGGUUGCAGAUCAGGACCUUGUAUAAAAGGUGAAUGUCCAGAUACAAAUAUGUGCAAAUCUAAGUGGGGCUUUUGCGGAUACACUGAAGACUAUUGUGGUGCAGGCUGCAAAUCAGGACCUUGUGAACAAGGAGGCAAAAGUGAUGGUAGUGAAACUACUGCCAGUCAAAGUAGUGGUAGUGUAAGUAGUGCUAGUCAAAGUGGUGUUAGUGGAAGUAGUGCUAGCCAAAGUGGUGUUAGUGGAAGUAUUAUUAAUGAAACCAAUUUUCAAUGUGCAUUUAAUACUCUUGUUUCCGAAAUAAGAACUGAACGAUUUAAUGGCCUCAAACAAUCAGGUUGGCAUGCAAAAAAUGCUGAUGAAGCAGCUGUUUUUCUUGCACAUGUGUAUCAUGAAACAGAUGGUCUCAAAACUUUAGUCGAAUAUUGUGCACCUGGAUGUGGUUCGAAUUAUGCUGAAUCGUGGUGUGAUAUUCAAGCAGCACCAGAAAAACUCUACUAUGGUCGUGGUUGUUUUCAACUAUCAUAUCCAUGUAAUUAUUAUGCAGCUGGACAGAGUUUAGGUUUAGAUUUACUUAACAAUCCUGAUUUAGUUGCUCAGAGACAAGAUAUUGCAUUCAAAACUGCUAUCUGGUAUUAUCAAGCAAAUAAAAUGGAUGUUCCAGCUCAAAAAGGAGAUUUUGCUGCUACGACUCGAAUUAUCAAUGGUAAACUAGAAUGUGAUGGUGGACCAGGAGUUGCCAAUCAACAAACACGAGUAGCAACCUAUAAGCGAAUUCGGCUUUGUUUUAGUUUAGGACAACCAAAAAUAAAUCCUACAUGUUAA